This is a messenger RNA of Anneissia japonica, 6460 nucleotides long. RefSeq names its product eukaryotic translation initiation factor 4E type 3-like. Gene Ontology annotation, cellular component: eukaryotic translation initiation factor 4F complex. The coding region runs from base 2367 to 3020 and encodes 217 amino acids. Lineage: Eukaryota; Metazoa; Echinodermata; Crinoidea; Comatulida; Comatulidae. The transcript is spliced from 7 exons. Gene Ontology annotation, biological process: translational initiation. The record is from RefSeq and is a predicted model, not a curated record. Gene Ontology annotation, molecular function: RNA 7-methylguanosine cap binding; translation initiation factor activity.
AGUGGUAAGUCCUCAUAAAUGUCACCAAUGAAUAUAUGAAAGAAUACAUUUUCGUGGUGAGUACAAUUUAAAUUUAUUUAUUUAUUCGAAUUAUCCAUAAAAACUAUAGAAUGAAAGAACACUUGAAAACAGGAGAGUGAUAUUUCAGUAAGCAAACUACAACGCAAGAGGGCGGUAGAACACAGAAAUAUGAGGAAUUGUUUAAAGCAUAACCUAAAUUAAAGCCAUCAUUGAAUGACAAUUACAAUAUAAAAAAUUGAACCACGGAACGCGAUAACAUCAUAACAACUUUCUCCACGUGAUGCACUAUAAAUAAUGACACCACAGACUAAUCACUUAGUUGUACAUUCUAAAACAUUGGUCAUCGAUUUUUAAAUAAAGCACUUUCAAGGAAAUAACUCACUUUCCUCUCCUUAGCAACAUUCAUUAAAAUAAUUUAAAGUGCAAGUACUGUAUAUUAUAAAACACUGUAGCGCACUGUGUAGUCUUUUGAAUUAAACUGAACUACGUUUUUUUUAAUAAAAAAUUAUGAAACAAAAACCCUAAUCAUACUGAACAACUGCAUAUGUGCACAGAUACAGUAAUUAUUAGGUACAAUAUAUAAUCCUGUCUAUUCUUUCCUGAAUUAGACAUAUUUGAAAUAUGUUUAGAUAAAUUAAAUGUAGGAUCGAACAGGCAGGUUUGAAUCAAUUUUCAAAGAAGCCAUGAUUAUGCAAUAAAAUACAAGCAUUACAUUGAGUGCGUACAGCAGCAUUUGAUUUAUAAAAAGUGAUCACGCCCUCUAUAGUAUGAGUUAGUAAUACGUUUCCAAAAUACUUGGCGAUAUUUCUACUAAUUAAUUUUAUAUACUCUCUAUUAACAAUCAGUAAUGCGAUUGAGAUCUCUUAAAACGUUUCCUUUUUUUUCUUUAGUGUUUGGAAAACUUGUUCAAGAAUCUACAGUAACAAACAUUACUAACAAGGUGCUAGAAUGAUAUGUCUUUUUUUCUUAUAAAAUGUGGCCUUAAUAAUAAAUUCACCUGAUUCAGUCCUAUCAUCUUGAGACUUUUUAGGGUCUGAACAUUCAGUGAAAAAUUUAAACUGUAUACAUUUUAAAUGAUGCUAGUAACAUCAGUAGUUGUCAUGAAUUCAGAAAAGGUUGCUAUGGCACAAUUUUACUUCAUAAUACAGAAACUCUAUGGUGAAGAAUUUGAAGUUUCAGAACAUUAGAAAAUUACUAAGAAUUUUCACAAAUAAAAUACAUUGGUAAUAUUUAAGAUAAUAUUGAAGAUAAUGUAAGUACUACAAAAAAUAAGCAUAGACUUUAUAAAAAUCAAGUGCAGUCUGAGUUACUACAAAUACAUUGAUUUAAAAAUCAAAUGCAGUAUACUGAACAAACAUUAAUGAAUGAUAAUUAAUAUGAUUUGUUUAAUAUCCAAUGCUCCAUCUUUCCAAAUUCCCUGCAAACAGCAUCAUCAGCCUUUGUUUCAUUUUUAAUCAAUCCUUAAAAUUUCCAUACAGAUUGAAUAUCAAAAUACAAAAUGUGAUUUCUUCGAAAGAAUAGUCAUCAACAGUUUCAAUAUGUUCAGUUUCUUUUUAAUCAAAGCAUAUCCAAUAAACCGAAAACGUCAGUUCUCAAACAUGUUCCCCAUACACUGGUCACUAAUCAUAAGCUUUCCUUACUAAAAUGGUGCCUGGCGGUGUUCGUUAACCAUGUUUCUUUUCAUUUCUUUUCAUAUCAAUGAACAGAAUGAAUACGAAGAUAAGUCUUUUGUUUGGUUGGGUUCCCUCUCUGAUAAUAAAUUGGAAUGUAACUUAAACACAGUAUAAGAAAUUAGUUUUAGAAAAAGAAGGUAUCCACAAUCUAGGCAUAGGCCACAUGGUCACAUGCUCUGAUUAAACUUGAACAAUUCAUCCGCCCGGGAUAACUAACGAACGUUGCCUCCAUAACGAUCGUCCUCGCUAGGCCACGCUGCUACGAUUGCCCUGCUCUCUUCCUAGCAUAGCAGCCUAAACAUGCGCAUAUUCCUAGAAUUCCAAAUAUUAGACCAAAUAUUAAAGCUAUAGCAUCUCCGGCAUCGAAUGCUGAUACAACUGGUAAACAAACUGCUAUCCAAAUAGCUACUAACUCUGCAAAAAGAGUGAACAUUUUUGGUCGAAAUUCAGCAACAAGUACAGUACUAGCCUACUAGUACACUUCAGUAAUCAGGGAGAUCCGGAAGUACAAGAUAUUCUCACGCUCAUGUGAUUGAUCAGCACGUGAUCUCAGCUGUGACGACACGGUGGACGCGACUAUUUUUUCGGUCGAAUGUCAAAAUCAAAAUGUGCCAAUGACGUGUGUUUUCAUCACGUGACCACUGAAUUAGUUGCUGUUUUGACACCGGGAAAAUGGCGGAAUGUGAAAACAAAUAUCCUCCUUCUUCUUUAGCAGCAUCAAUAAGUCAGUUAGACGACUCUGAACUCACUUCAGAAACGAUAUCGGAAGUGAAACAAACAGAGGAAACAGGUGUACCUUUAAAUACGCCAUGGACAUUUUGGGUCGAUCGGUCUGUCCCUGGAACAACAGCUGCCCAGUAUGAAGCAGAACUGAGGAAAAUAUAUACUUUCCACACUGUUGAGAGUUUCUGGAAAGUUUUCAACAACAUCCCGGAUCCAAGUUGCCUAGCAACUAGGUGUAGUUACCAUCUAAUGCGAGGGACAAAUAAACCUAUUUGGGAGGAACCUUGUAAUGCACAUGGUGGAGACUGGAAACUAAAAGUACCAAAGAAUCAAAGUUCAAUAGUUUGGAAAGAAGUUCUUCUAGCAGCAAUAGGUGAACAGUUUGCAGAUUGCUUUGCCGAAGGUGAUGAUAUAUGUGGAGUAAGUAUCAGUCGACGUGGAAUGGAAGAUGUGAUUCAGAUAUGGAAUGCCAGUACUCUACUACAUGAACAAUCCACAGUGGUCCAGAAGAUAAUGCAACUAUUACCAGAUUUCCAGUUUAAAACAGUCUUUUAUAAAUCACAUCAGCAACACACUGCCUUUGAAGGAGGAGCAAAAAAGUGAUUGGUCCAUUUCUUGUUGCUAUGGUUAUUUGUUCUGAUUUGAAUGGUACUGCAUCAUGCACUAAUCCACUAUGCAAGUGGCAGAUGAGGGCAGUAUUUAUGUUCUGUGCAGCAGAUGAUUGCAGUUUUUACUAAAAUUUGUGUGCAACAUGCAUUGUACAAGUAGCAGAUGUGGGCAGUAUAUAAUAUAUACUUGUCUUUGUGUAUGCUUGUGUCUUGACACACAAGUCAUCAUGUUGAAAAAAUGUGCAAUCAAAAUUAUUAUGUGAUGUUUGGUUGAACAUACAAGGUGAAGAUAAUAUAUGUUCUAGGGUUCAGGAUAUGUGUAUGGGAUGUAAGGGAAGGAGCUAUUGAGAUCAAGCAUUUAAAAUACAUGUUCCAAGGCUCAUACUGUGUGGAAGUUGUUAUAUACAAAGAUGUUUGGUGGACCAAUGAACUGCCAGAUAUAUUAGUAUGUUGCCAUUUGUGUUUGUAUGCCCAAGAAGGGCAGAACCAAAUGCUUAUAAUUAGGUGCUAAAAUAAACUGUGACAAGAUAGGGGAGUACUGUAAUUGUGAUACUGUAGGGUUUCUUAGUGUGUGCAGGAUGAUUUUGGUCUGACCUUAAUAUUUUAUGAUAGAGAUGAGACUGAUCAGAUAUCUGGAAUCAAGUUCAAUCUACCACAUACAUCAGCUCCUAUUAUUUCUUUACCUUUAGCCUCAGUGAUAGGUCUGUAGAUUUUUUUUCUUUCUGUGCAUAACCUACAUACAAAGUCUUGCACACAACAAGAAGAGUUUUAUAUAUAGUUAUGAACAAAUUCUGAAACAUGACAACAUAUUAGCUUUUAAAGAUUUAUUUUUGAUACCUUCAUACCCAAUUUCAAUUAAUAUAAUCAGCAAUUUCAUUAUUAUUAGUGUGGAAAUUCAUUGAUUAUUGUUAAAUAUAAAGGAUUACUGAAAUCUUGUUUUUAUUAAUUAUUCAACAACAAAGCUUUUUUGAUACAGUUUUUUUUUUAUGAUUUGAUUUUGUUAUUACUUUUAAAUGUUCUACAUAAUUAUAAAUGCUAAAGAAUCAUUGACUAGCAUUUCCAGCUGUAAUAUAUUAAUGCUUUCACUAGUCAUUCCAAUUUAUUAUGGUUCAGAGGUACCAGUGCAAGAUGUCAACCCUUAAAUUCAGUGGUUCAAAUCUUCUACCGUUAAUUAAAAUUAAUAAAUUUUCAGGAAUUUGUGUAGAACCUAUCUCUCAGUUAACAGAAUGUCUGCUUAAGACAGUGGAGUGUUCUAUAUUGUUUCAGGCACAACUGUGGUACAACCUGCCAGGUUAUAUCAAAACAUUGCAAACAUUAUAACCUUUUGCACAUGCACAAAAAACUGUUAGGUCAACCUCUCAUUCAACUUUUGCCAAUUGAAUUUGCUUUUUUAAAUGUUUUUCCCUCACAAAUAUACCUUCAUUAUUUUGCAGUUUUUGUCUUUUAGAUACAGUAAUUUGUCUUGUAUGAUAGUUAGAUACCUCUAGCCAUAGUAUUUUGAUGUUGAUCUUUAGCUUAAAAUUCCUGGAGAAUGGUAUUGUGGUGUUGAUUCUCUACUUAAGCAAUCCUGGUUUGUUUUUGGCUAUUUUUCAUUUUUAUUUCCUUUUUCCUUUCAGGUAUUUAUAAAUCUUGUAAAGCUAUGUAAGUGUAUUAUUUAUAGAGGUUGUGACGUCUGGUGGAAUAUUUACUCAGAGAAUGGAGUAUAUGUCUUAACAAAGCUGUUUAUUCCAAUAAUUGAGGUCAUAAUGUUAAUUGCAUUCAGGUACUUUUAUUGUUAUAAGUUUGCGCAGGCCACUUGUAUACCAGAUACUGGUAUUAAAUGUGUUUUGAGGAAACCUUAUUUUCAAGUAAUUGUGUUAGAAUAUACAGUAUUUUAUACUCUACUUUUAAUGAAAACAAUUAUGAGCAAUGAAUAAAGAUUAUGUCUUACCACAAUGCAUUAUAGGAUAUACAUCUACAUAUAAUGCAUUAUGGGUAAGGUAGUAGAAAAAACUUUAAUUUCCUGAAUUGACGGAACUUAAUUACAUACAUAAAUUAGUUAAUUGACAUGAUUGAAAGCAAUACAGUAAUACAUUUUAAAACAUCUUGGUCAUAUUUUAAUGCCAUGUUUUAUAAAGCAUCUUAAAACUGAAACGUGUUUUGAACUUGUACAAUAUUAUUAAGACACUUUUUUGCCAAAAUAACUAAAUAAUUAGGUAGUUGUCAUACUUUGGUAAAGUAAUAGCCUGUUCUGGUUGGAGCUAUGCAAAAUAGUGCUUUUGAUUGUAAAUAAGAGUUAGAUUAAUUGCAUAAUAUUGUAAAUUUAAAUACAGAUAGAUUAAGAAUAAAUAUAUUUGUGUAUGGCUUCACAAUGGCAGGUGUUAUAUGAAUUAGUAGUGGGGUGGUAUCCUUUUAAUUACUGUAUAUGAAUUCAUAUAUUCAAGACUACAGUAUGGUAUAAAAUUGAGUCAAAUAGGUGUAACAUUUUCCCAAAUGAAGUUCUUGCUUAGGUUCAGCCAGCUGAAGCUUAAAUCAGCAACAAUAAACUUAGUUUUAAGUCAUGACUUCACCACUGAAUAGAACUUUUGCAAUAUCACUUAAGUUAAAGUAAUUACUUACAAUGUUAUUCUGCUUCUGAAGCUUUGACAAGACCUACUUCCGCAAAGAGACACGCGACCAUGACAAAACAAGGCGGGUCACACACUGCGUUGUCAGGCAACGCUAUUCUAUAGAGAACACAAUAUGACGACAUGUUCAUGGUUAUUUUUAACGAUGAUUAUCUCGGACGGUGUGAUGUGGAGCGCUCACAGAAAAUGUGUCACCCUACUGUUUUACGAUGCAGUGUGUGUCCCUGCUUAAAUCACACAUUGCUGUACAUAAGCUGUGUUGAUUUUUACUGCAUGCUAUCUUUUUAAUCUUGACGCAAGCAGUAUUUGUAUUUAAACCUUUUUUGUUACAAUUUUUAAAGUAUUCUCAUACUGAUUUGUUUCUAGUUCAAAAGAAAAUUCAGUGGAUCGACACUGCAAUUUUUAUUAUAAAAAACUGUUGGUUUAAGUCUAGUUACAGAUGUAGUAGGACAAAUACACUUUACAUUGUCAAACUCUGGCGGAAAUAUACUGCCCUCUAGAAUCUCCUGGGAUGCUGUUGAUCCAAAUCAGAGGACACAAACAUGCCUUGUGUUAAGUUUUUCCAUAUUUGUUAUUGCUAUUGUAUAUAUUACCAUUGUAAUUUAAGUAUGAGAUUUUAUGUUUCAUGUAAGUACCUAUAUAUAUUUAUUUCACCCAUAAUGCUUUCUAUAAAUCCCUUUUUAUUUUGUUCUUAAAAAUACCUAUACCUGUUUAUUAAAAUGAUUUAAAAACUUACUUAUCUCCACUCUUCUGUGAUAUGCCAUCAACCAAUAUUUUAUACAAAUCUUUUUAGGAAAGUUGGAAUUUACAGGUAAUAUAUAUAUAUAUA